CGGUAAUCGAUAUCAAGAGAUGCCCCACACGUGUGUCCCUGUUUGUUUAUAUUUUGGUGCUUCUCAAUUUGGAUUUUUACCAAUAUAAAUGGACUUUGCCAAGAAAAUACUCGGAAAAUACGGCUGGAAAGAAGGCGAUGGCCUGGGGAAACACAACACCGGAAUCGCAGCUCCUUUAAAAGCCAGUUUGAAAUUCGAUAAUGCGGGAUUGGGAGUGGAUCGCGCCCAGGAAUUCAACGAUCAUUGGUGGGAACGCUGCUUUAACGAGGCUGCCAGCAAUGUUGACGUCCAGAUUCAGCAGGAUGGUCAAGUGUCAACCUCCCGGAAGAAAGGUACGGAUGCGGUAGAGAUUUCUACGAGCGGAUUUUCGGCGCGGAAACUUAAAAAAGCCAAGGAACAACAUGCCAGUGAUGGAAAAGCCACCUACGACAACUUCCUGCAGACUUCGCUGCUAACCCAAGACGGUGGCGAAGUGGAGACCUCUGAACGCAUUAAAGUGGAGGACAUUGAAGUUGCCAAGGUGACUGUACUCACAGAUGAGGAGCUCUUCAAAGCCUGCGGAGGAAGGACUGCUCACAAAGGAGCCCGUCAUGGGCUUAAGCUAAGCGGGAAAAUCGCCCGCUUGGAACAGCAGGAGCGCGAGAUGUUGGAAAAACUUCAGGGCAAACUGAAGACUGAUUCUCAGUCAGUUUCUGUCCAGAAAAGCAACCAGAAAUGGGAGCCAGCUGAAGAUGACAGUACGGAGCAGCCUGAAAAAAGGAAAAAAAAGAAAAAGCCUAAAACAGAGGAGUCAUUUGAGGAUGCAGCGGUUGACCAACGGGAAGAGUCGUUAAAAACCAAGAAGAAAAAGAGGGACAAAUCUGAAAAGACGGGAGAGAAUUCCCAAGAUGUUACAGAAACCCAAGAGGAACCUGUAAAGUCAAAAAAGAAGAAGGAUAAAAGAGCCGAAAAGCUACAAGAUGUGUUUGAGGCAACAGAAGCAACGCAAGAUAAUAAAUCCGCGGAACCACUUAAACCCAAAAAGAAACGAAAAACAGAGGAAUUAAACGGGGAAUUUGAAGAGCCCACAAAAACAAAAAAGAAGAAAAAGAGCAAGGAAGAGUAGCAAUAGGAGUAGAAAAGGUAUAGUGUAGUACAUAAUUAACAAUGAGCGUUAACACAAUGUAUUUUAUAAAAACCCCAUCCUUAGGUUUUUGUAAUGUAGAUGACCACUUUUACAAUGUAUAAUUCAGUUUGAUCCUUGUAAAUAACUAAAAUACGAAUAAACUUUCAAAUAUAA
Molecule: messenger RNA, 1279 nt
Organism: Drosophila eugracilis
Lineage: Eukaryota; Metazoa; Arthropoda; Insecta; Diptera; Drosophilidae
Product: G patch domain-containing protein 4
Exons: 1
Coding region: 89-1105 (338 amino acids)
Biological process (GO): regulation of ribosome biogenesis
Cellular component (GO): nucleolus
Molecular function (GO): nucleic acid binding
Source: RefSeq, a predicted model, not a curated record